This is a messenger RNA of Linepithema humile (Argentine ant), 1322 nucleotides long. The record is from RefSeq and is a predicted model, not a curated record. NCBI's taxonomy places the organism in Eukaryota, Metazoa, Arthropoda, Insecta, Hymenoptera, Formicidae.
AGCAGGUGCCCGUAACAUGAAGCCGCGGCACGUGACUGGCAAUGUUAAAUCGAUAUCUUUCUAGCAACACGACUCUCUAACAAUGAGACUUUUCUGGUCAAUGUGUGUCUACGCAUUUCUCCUCGAGAUAAUCAAGUGACAUUUUUCUUUGCAAUUCUUGUUAAAAACUGACGCGGGACAAAAAUGGUGAAGAUCACGUUCGAAUUAUUACGAAAGCGCUCGGAGCACAACGAGAGCGAAAUAUCGACGUUGGAGGAGAUAGCCUUGCAUCAAGAGAAUAUUGAAAUCGAGUUGUUAGACAGGCAGUGCAGGAAUCUCAAGAUCCUUUUGUUGCAGCACAAUCUCAUAUCGAAGAUAGAGAAUCUCAAUAUGCUGAAGAGACUGGAAUACUUGAACUUGAGCCUUAAUAACGUCGAGGUUAUCGAAAACCUGGAGGGCUUGGAGAGCUUGAAAAAGUUGGAUCUCACCAUCAACUUCAUCGGAAAUUUACAAAGUAUAAAAAGUCUCAGGUGCAACGAGAACUUGGAGCAACUGAUUCUAAUGGGAAAUCCGUGCGCGGAUUAUGAAUACUACAGGCAAUACGUCGUGGCAACUCUGCCGCAAUUGCGAGAGCUCGACAUGCAAGACAUUGAAAGAUCAGAGCGUAUCAAAGCGUUGCAGAUCUACGCGCGAGCGCAGGACGAUGUUAUCGAGAGUUAUCGACGCUACGAGAAAACCAGAGUAGUCCAACGGGCUCGUCGCAAGGCUGCUCUCGAAACAACAGAAACAAGUGAGAUGUGGCAAAGGAGGAUCAAAUAAAAUCAGUAAUGUCAGACAUGCUGACAGGAAGAGAGGACACUCCGAAGGAAGCAAACAUUGCUAGUGGAAUCCUUAUGGUCCAGAUACUUGGAGUGCAAGGAGAUAUCGGAACGGCCACGAGAAGGAUAACGGUAUCUGCCACGAAUGAUCCCCACCCUCUCGAAUGCCAUAGACGUAGUCGAACGGGCCCAGAAGAAGAUAAACGGGAAAUAAGAUACAUUCACAUUUUUCGCGGCCUCGUAACACGCACCUGUCGCCAACAACAUCGCAGACCGCAGCGAGAAACGAGCGAUUAUAAAUCAUAACUUUGAAAUUUAUAUCUCACUAGCAUCUCAUUUCGUCUCUUCAUUCUCAAUACAGUCGCAUAAUUAUGUAAAAUGCAUACAUUAAUAAUCAGAUUAUCAUUAAAGAAUAAUAAUAAUAAAUUUCUGUGAAAAUAUUACAUGAAUAAUCAUAAUGUAAAACAGUGUAUUCAUAAAAUCGCGUUAAGAUCGUUCAAAAAUGAACGAUCGUAUAAACAAUAC